Naegleria lovaniensis is the source of this 1866-nucleotide messenger RNA. RefSeq lists its product as uncharacterized. The coding region runs from base 1 to 1866 and encodes 621 amino acids. Lineage: Eukaryota; Heterolobosea; Eutetramitea; Acrasida; Naegleriidae. The transcript is spliced from 2 exons. Gene Ontology annotation, cellular component: membrane. The record is from RefSeq and is a predicted model, not a curated record. Gene Ontology annotation, biological process: xenobiotic detoxification by transmembrane export across the plasma membrane. Gene Ontology annotation, molecular function: xenobiotic transmembrane transporter activity; antiporter activity.
AUGGCAACACGCAAUGAAGGUAUUCACAACAAACAAACAGCUCAACUCAAUGAUAGUAAUAUGGAACCUCACGCGGACGAUACACGAACAAAUAUGAGCCGAAUGGAAUCUUCAGCAUCGUUUGAAUCAGCCUAUGAUGCAAAACCCAUGGAUGACCAACAAAUUCAAACAUCAACUCUCCUUCAUCAUCAAAACCAUGAUUCAUUUUCGAAUUCAGAGGACGAUAUUGAAAGAGGACAAGAAAAAGAAAUGGAAUAUGACUAUAAUUCACUCUCUCGGAAGGAAAAAUUUAAAUUAUUUUUGCUUAACUUGAAGAAAGAAUUUAGAGGAAUGUUAGAAAUUGCAUUUCCAACUGUUUUAAUGAAUGUCAGUAACAAAAUAUUGGGAUUAGAAGAUAUGGCUUUUAUAGGACAUUUAAACAAUGAGAAUUAUUUAGCAUCUAGUGCAUUGGCAAAUGCUGUUUUCUUUUGUUUUAGUUUUAUUUCAGUUGGCCUUAUUGGAGGACAAGAUACAUUUGUAGCACAAGCUUUCGGAGCAAAGAAUUUACGAUUGAUGGGCGUAUGGUGGGCACGAAGUUUACUCAUCAUUCUACUCGGAUUAAUUCCAAUUCUCAUCAUGAUGAUCUUUUUAGAGCAAGGUCUUUUACUCAUUCAGAUACAACCAGAAAUUGCCUCUCAUGCAGCCAGCUUUGUUCGAUAUUUAUUACCUGGUCUAUUUCCAUUUGCAUUGUGUCGAAGUACAGCAAGAUUUCUCGUCUCUAUGAAUAUUCGAUUGCCCAAUACGCUCAUUCCCAUGAUGUCCAUAUUUGUGAAUUUUGCAUUGAAUUGGUUAUUUGUUUUUGGAAUUGGUUUUGAAGGAUUUGGAUUUGUAGGUGCAGCCAUAGCAACAUCAUUGGCUAGAUUUUUCAUGUUAUUAUGUUACAUUUAUGUCAUUUUCCAUUACAGAGAUCGCUUAAAAGAAUGUUUCGAAGGAUUCGUUCAAUUCAAGCAAGUAUUGGAAUGGAAAGGAAUUUGGGACUUUUUAAAAUUAUCCAUUCCAGGUACCAUUGCUACAUGUGCUGAAGUUUGGGCCUUUGAAUUCACCAGUAUUUUGGCAAGUUACCUGUCAGCAACUCAUACAGCAGCUCAUGCCAUUUGUCUCAAUAUUGUCUCUCUGUCUUUCAUGUUUCCUUUAGCCAUUUCCACAGCAGCGAGUGUGUUGGUCGGUCAACAUUUAGGUGCUCGUGAACCUUCUCGAGCCAAAUACGCUGCUUAUUUGUGUUUAGUGGUCUCUGCUGUAUUCAUGAUGUUGAAUGGAGUGGUCGUCGGAUCUCUGAGUACCUUAAUUCCAAGAAUUUACACUUCAGAAGAACAAGUCAUUGAUUUGGCUGCAAAAGUCUUUCCUCUCACGUUAUUAUUUGGUGUCUUUGAUGGUGUUCAAGGAACAGCUUCUGGAGUAUUGAGAGGUGUUGGUGCUCAAACCGUUGGCAUGAUUUCAAAUUUAGUGGCCUAUUAUGUCAUCAGUCUACCGAUUGGAGCUGUAUUGGCAUUUGUCGUGAAUAUGCAAUUAGUGGGAUUAUGGUUGGGAUUGACGUUGGGAUUAAUUAUUGUGGCCUUCUCACUCGUGGUAUAUAUUAUUCGAAUUAAUUGGGAACGACAAUCGAAAAUUGCUCAUGAACGAAGUAGUACUGUUGUUGAAAUUUCCACAAAUCAUGACACACAUGAAUUACUCACAAGUACUAUGGAAAUUCCAAUGGAAACCAUUCAUGAAUUGGUUGAUGAGAAUGAAGAAGUGAUUGAGGUUGUUGAACGGAAGGAGGAAGCGUCAGUUCGAGAGGUUUCAACUCAACAAGAAAAAUCACAUCAUGCAAAUGGUACUAUGGAAUGA